AUAAAUCAGGUCUGGGUAUUUACACUCAGGGGGUACAUGUACAUAAAAUUAUGUCAUUCAUGCAUAUUAGCUGCAAGCCUGAAUAACUUAGAUGCCAUACAUCAUAUACAAAAAUGUUUUAGAUCUGAGCUGCGGGCUGUCAUUGUGAAGCGACGAUUGUCUGACCCAGUGGGCUUUAAGAGCCAGGGGCAUUCUUGGAAUGCCAUGGAUGUCUGUCUCCUUGUACACGGAUAAUAGAGCUUGCUAUUAAACUGGAGAAUCAAUGAGUCUUUGUUGUAGUGAAGCAUUGAUAAAAACAGAAGACAAAAGGAUAUCAUCCCAGUUAUGCAACAAUAAAAAAGUUGUCAUGCAAUACUGCUUUCACUAGUGGUUAAAAGGACAGAAUGUGCAGGGUACCAUAUAAUAUUCAAGGCUGUGUUAAACUAUAAAUAGGAACUGAAUAGAACACAGAAAUAACACUUGGUUGGUCAUUAGAUCAGGUCUUGAGGAGCCAGGUAGGCAGGUCUUGUGAACAAUCAUCAUGGCCCAGGAGUAUCCUGCAGCUUUAGCCACCUUCAUCUUGGUCUUCUUCACAACAGUCGGCUGCAAUCUCAUUAGGUCAUUGACCAAGAGGAUCCUUCGCGAUGAUCCAGUCUGGUACAGCUUUGCUGCUGAACUCAUCUCCACGUUCCAGCUCGUCGCCGGCGUCAUAGAAGGUGAUAUCAUCCUGGAGGAGUACGGCCUCUAUUGCUACGCCCUCUAUCUCUGGAUUCUCUUCGUCUCCGAGAGCCUGACGUUUGACGGUGACUCCACUGCCAACACGUGCAUGGUCUGGCAGUCUAUGCUGAAGCGUGACUAUGGUCCAGCUGUGGCACUGUCGAAGAUUUGCCUUCAGGUGGCUGGGGGCCAACUGGCGUACCCCUACGUGCGCUUCAUGUGGAAGGUGGUACCUACCAAUCGUCACAGGAAGAAGAUCUCCCACCUGCUUCAGAUCUAUUGUGCCUCAGCAUUGAAUGUCUCCAUCCUGGAAGGUUGCUUUGCAGAAGCCUUGGCCACCCUUACCUAUUUCAUUACCCUCAACUUUCAGCCCAAAGGACGGUACAGUGGAAUGUUUUCAGAUGCUGCGAUACAGGUUAUGAUCAUUGUUGCAGGUUUGGAAUGGACCGGAAUGAUGUUCAACCCCGCCUUAGCAGCAGGAAUCACCUUUAACUGUGGCAACCAAAGCCUCCUGGAGCACCUCUUGGUCUACUGGGCCGCACCCCUGGCGACUGUUCCCCUGGCAAGGGCCAUAGCAGGCUCGUUCAACAGGCAAGCACCUGCGACAACAACCAAAGCUGACUGAGGAAGUUGGGACUCUAGGGCCCGUAUUCUGAAGUUGAACUCAGGUUUACAUUAAACCCUGGUUUAAAGUUGUGGUUUAAGUAUGGAUAGCCAGUUGUUUAGCACUAAACAGUAGAGAUAUCAUAUUUCAGCUCAUUUGGCUCUCAAAGCAUUCAUAAUUGUCUUGGAAGUAUACCGGUAAAUAGAUGAUUGUCUUCACCAUCAAUGAAUCAGGAAAGAGCACAGUAAACAUAAGAAACAUAUUACAACUGAAUAAAAUUUUUGACACUUUUGACUUCCCAUAAUUUUAGCAGAGUUAGACCAUGGUCUAUUAAGUUAAACCCGACUUCAGAAUGCGGGCCUUAAAAUGUAAGGAGAUCGAUAGACUUUAUAGUCUAUGCACAAAAGACAGAAGAGGGGAAUGACCACUGGACUCCAACUGCAAAGGGUGUUUACUGAGCAGUGAAUACUAAUGUUCGUGUAGGACUAGGACUGUUGCGAUAUUUUCAUUUAACUAGAUGCUAAACAAGAGUUGGGAGGGGGGCGACGGGGCGUUCACUUGACUUAUAAAAUAUGAGUACCAUGGAUAAAUUGCAAAAUGGUGGCCCUGAAACUAAACAUUUUGUAUUAAAAAAAUCUCCAUAGGGAGUAAAAAAUUCUGAAAUGACUAGGAUUAAAGGACGACGUUCUUCAGGACAAUUUGUUGUGAAAUUAGCAGAAAAAAUAAUAAAAAUUAUUGGUGAAGGCUUGAGGAAAAUCCUUCAAAGAAUAAAAAAGUUAUUAAAAUUCUAUUUUUUUAUAUAACUUCAUAUGGGAGCAGCUUUCCCACAUAUCAUAUGGUAAACAAAAAAAUCAAUGAAAUGUCAUAAUCUCAGAAAAUUAAAAAUGUUUUUCAUUGCACCUUCAGUACAUGUUGACAAAUGAUUUCACACCUGCUCCUGAAAGAAAUAAAGAAAAUGAGUCAUCUCUAACGGUGAGUGAGUCUAACCAUUAAAAAUGUGAAAUUCAAGCAUGUUACUAGCAUAUUAACAUAUGGGGCAGGUGCUGUCACAACAGUGUUGUAUAGUGCCUUGAUGCUCGGCCUUGGCCUUAAGGCGCCUAAGGCCUACUUUUUCAAAGCCUUGGCCUUGAGAGGGCCUUGGCCUUGAGGAUUUCGAGCCUUGAAAUUUCAAGGCAUUUUGUAUUUUGUACUUUCAUUUGUUUUUAUAUAAGUAAAUAUAAAUCUUACGACCCUUAAUACUACCAGUCAGCAGUAGCAGCAACAGUAGUAAGUGUAUUUAGUAGUGCCAUCCAUUGCAAUUAUCAAUAAUUAUCAUCACAUAAUUACGUAUCAAAGAGAAGUGAUGAAAAUUAACAUUAUUUAUUGGUAAUAUGUUGUAAUCAUGACUACUGAUGAUGACAAUAUCAAUAAUAAUGAUAACAAUAUUUAUGAUAAGGAUUAUAGUGAUUUUAUGACAGGAAUAAUUCUGACAGAUCCGACUGCAAUUUUGACAACAAUUUUCAUACUUUAAAAAUAGCUUACUCUAAAGAAUGAUAACAAGGUUGAUUUCUAUUCCAAUAGGGUUUUCUUUGUAUUAUUUUCUUUGACCAAUAAGAAUGUUUUAAGUCUUAAUGAUGUUCUGAAAAGAUUCGGUAAACUUGAACACAAUCUUCAAUUUUGUCAUUUCCAAAUGGGCUAUGUCAAUGGCAUGAUGAGCCAAAAAAUUUGAGGGGCUAAGCAUGGCAUACAGAGCAAAAUUUCUGCCCCCAAAAAGUUGAGAGUGAUUGAAGUGAGCAAGUGAGCAUAAUUUUCACCUGUUUACUAUUAGAAAAGCUAAUUUUGUGAUAUAUUGUGAAGAUAUGUUAAGAUAAUGAUAUCACCACAUUUAAACAUAUUAAACGUAUUACAAAACAAUACAUUUUAGAUUCCAAAAUCACAAAAUUUUGGAUCGCGCUCUCAUAAAUUAUUGUCAAGUAAGGUUCUCAUUCCAUUUACAAAUGGAAUCACAAAUUUUUGAGCUCACGCUUUGCGCUUGCAUUAUUUGAUUGGUGAGGUAUGUAUAUCCUAUUUAUGAGUCACUAAAUGCAGUCCAGAACAGCUUCCGUUUCUGGUCAGUAAAACUUUCAGCUCGCGCUCGCGUUAAUUCUUUAGUAAGAUGCAAAUCUUUUUCAUGAUUACAAAAACAGCUCGGAAUAUUUAAAUUUCAUUUCUUAUUACACAAAAUGUCCAGAAGUUUGAGCUCGUGGUUCAUGCUGGCAACAUCUCGCAAGGAUGCCCUUUUAACAGUGAUUAGCACCAUAAUUGACCAAAAAUCGAGUUUUUACAACUUCAGAAUCGAUUUUUUUUUUUCAAAACCGCUUGCUCGCUACGCUUUCUAGCGGAAAAUUAAAGCCUAAUUCAAAAUAUCUGUCUUAUCAAUUAGAAAUCACUUAAAAAAGGCUUUGCUGAAUUUAAUUUCUACAAAACACACAACUUCUUCCACAGUUUAUAAUCUCAUUUUGAAAAUAUCUGUUUGCACCAAAAUGCUCAUUUUUACUUAUACUGUAAGUGCAUUUUUUGGCUUUGACCCCCCCCCAAAAAAAAACAAAAAUACAUUCUGCCUCUCCUAUCCCAGGGAAUGGAGAAAGACAUACAUUGAGAAUGGGCAUGCCAGGAUCAGAUCACCUUGGUAAUAAUAAUUAUUGCAAUGUGAAUUGCCUAGAAAAAUAAUUAAAUGUACAAAGGUAACUAUGUAUUUAUUUUAAUAUUAUGUCUAAAUCUACAUGAUCUAUCAUGAAAUUAUUUUUGUUUUAAAUGUACAAAUUUCAAAAUGUUUGCUCGCUCACACCUUUUAUACAUUUUGUCCGGUGUGUCAUGUCUGCCACCUAAGCAUUGUUGUCUACUCUCAUUGUUCCAUAUAUUGAAAGAUUGAAAUGCCUUGGCCUUGGCCUUGAGGUUUUAAUGCCUUGGCCUCGGCCUUGGGUAUUGAAGCCUUGGCCUUGGGUAUUAAAGCCUUGGCCUUGGAGGUUUGAGCCUUGACUACAACACUGUGUCACAAAUCAAAAUUUUUUAUUUCUAAUAACUUUCUUUAUCUUUGAUGGAUUUUUCUCUACCCUUCACCAAUAAUUUUAUGUUUUUCUGCCAUUUUUACAAUAAAAUUGAACUUCCCCUUAGUUUUUUAUUGUUGCUGAUUGCUGAAGGUACACAUUGUUUUGGAAUGUUUACAUCUUAAGAAAUUGGCAUUUUCGACCUGUUUUGCAACUUUUCAUGAGCCUUAAUGAAAUCCCAAAUUUGUUAGUUUAUACCCCUGUAUGGGGAUACUGUUUUCAGCUAAUUUGCAAAACUUUUUUGCAAUUGAAGCUCAUAACUAAAUAAAAAUAUUUCUGUCAAGAGCAGUUGUAACAUAUAUAAAAUAUGUAAUGUAUAAGUUUAAUUGGUCCAACAAUAUCCUCACAUGGGGAUUCGUUUCAUGCAAAAGAAUUGCAGUUGUGUACAAGGACAUAUGAAAAAUGUAAAUGAAAAAAAAAAUGGGUAGUCAAGUUAGAAGUAUGAGAACAAGCCCUCAACAAUGUAAGUUUCAUCCUAAAUAUUAUUAUUUCUUGAAAGCAGGCCAGUAUUUUACCAGCUGGAGACAGGGUUGUUCAGAAGUCAUGUUACUUUAAUAUAGAUAUUGAAAUUAAACCAGAAAAAAAAACCAGAUUAUAUGUUUCUUUAAAACUAUUAUUAGAAUUGGUAUUUCACAACUGUUAUAAUGCCAUAGCUGUGUAAUUGUCAUUAUUGGUGGGAAUAUGAUUUCACAGAUAGAAAAUUAAAUGGUAUUGGAAAUGAA
Messenger RNA from Lytechinus pictus (painted urchin), 5087 nucleotides. Its product is annotated as aquaporin-12A-like. Gene Ontology annotation, molecular function: channel activity. Gene Ontology annotation, cellular component: cytoplasm. NCBI's taxonomy places the organism in Eukaryota, Metazoa, Echinodermata, Echinoidea, Temnopleuroida, Toxopneustidae. The transcript is spliced from 2 exons. Bases 521 to 1321 code for a protein of 266 amino acids. The record is from RefSeq and is a predicted model, not a curated record.